AUGGAUUUUGUUAAAAGGGAAGAUCAAAAUGUUAUCGACGAAGAUUACAAGUUUUAUGUCGAAAGUCUCCAGAAAACGCACCAGCUGGAUGCAGCAGACUACCAACAUCCAGCCAUUUCCAUGGAACAGCUUCACCAAGCUAUGCAGUCCACAGUGGCCAACUCAAUUGUCCACAACUUCCAAUUACCAUUAUCACCGAGACAAAUGUCUUCUCUUAUGCUCAAAACAAACCAUUUGCCCAGAAAUUUAAACUUCAAUGAUAUACCAGCACACUUACCCAGAAAUUUAGCAACCGAACUGGAUUUGGUGCAUAAUUUAGCCAAUGACAUGCCUCCGAACAGGCACGAUGAUAUACUCAGUCAGAAUUUUAGCAGAAAUUUGGAUAUAUCAUUAGUUAGAAGUCUGGGAAAUGAUUUAGAAUUACAGAACAAUUUGAACCAGCUUGCUCAGAAUUUAAAUGAAAAUUUAAGUGCUGAACUAAAUCGUAUCAAUGACUUGAGAGUUGACUUACCUCACGAUUUGAGCCAUGAGAUUGAUUUGUCCCAACACUUAAAUAGAGAACAACAGAUUUUGAACCAAGAUGAAUCUAGAAGGACCCCAAUGCAGUGUGAUCCACAUAUGCUGGAACAAAGUUUGGCCCAACGUAUGGCGAAUACUAAUUUGCCACCGGAAAGGUUGGAGCAACAAGAACAUAUAUUGCCGAUGCCGUUUCAUAUAAAGGCUGAACAAGAAGAUGAUGGUUAUUUUUAUGAGAAUAUCAAUCAAGGGAUCAAUGAUGUUGGAAAUUUAAAUGGAUUACCACCAGAGCACCCGCAACCCCAGCCUUCAGUACAUACAGACAAUCAAAUGUACCCCUAUAAUGUUCACGUUAAUCUUCCAGCACUUAACUCCAUAGACCUAUACUCAAGAUCCCAGAACUACGCACAAAACUUCACAAACAUUCGAGAAAACCCACAAAAUUUAGUAGUUCACAGACAGUUUGACAACAACAGUCCGUACCAAGAAGAUUUUAAAAAGCUACGACAAGAUGGCGACGGACAUAGUGGCGGACAACAAAAUGGCGCGAAAGAAAAAGUUGAACAGCCAAAGGAGAAUUUAAAACCUACAGAUCAGAAUAAAAUUUACUAUGCGGAGUAUAAUCCUACUUAUUCAGAAUCGAAAAGUGAAAACGAUGCUGGCGUACCUAAUAAAAUUUCUGAAGAUAUUUCCAUGAAUAUAAAAGGACAGUAUAUCUGUUACAAGUGCAAUGAAGUAUUCCCAUCCAAAAGAGGUUUAAAACACCAUUCCAAAAGCUGUACAGAAAACGAACAAUUGGUAGAAAAGAUAGGGAAAUUCAGUUGUAGCCAAUGCGCUUAUCGGUGUCAAUCGCCCGCCAUCUUGAAAAUACACGAACGCACACAUUCGGGCGAAAAGCCAUUCUCAUGUACAUUCUGCGAUUACAAAUCUGGUCAAAAAAAUAACGUAGCGAAACACAUUCUCGUUCAUAUGAAAGAAAAACCAUUUAGAUGUCAGUACUGCGACUACAGGUGUGCACAAAAAAAUAAUCUAGUUGUCCAUGAAAGAACACAUACUGGAUACAAGCCUUUUGCCUGUCCGUUCUGUGACUACAGGACCGUUCAAAAACCAAAUUUAGUAAAACACAUGUAUUUACACACAGAUCAAAAACCUUUUAGCUGUGAUAUGUGCAGUUAUAGGUGCGUUCAGAAAACUAAUUUGACAAAACACAAAUUGAGGCAUCUGAAUGAAAAAGACGGUGAUAAGGUGGAAGUUAGGAAUCAAUUAAAGCCGUACAGGCCUCGUCAGAAAACAGUGAAGUGUCCCCUCUGUGCGUAUAGGUGUGUUCAGAAAUCUAGCAUGGAAAAACAUAUGCAGUUCAAACAUGGUCAGGAGUAUACGGAGAUGUUUGAAGAAGAUCAGGGUGUGAAUUUGAUGAAGGAAACUGAUUAUGUGGAAUCAAUUAAUUUGUGUGUUAAAAAAGAUACUGUGUGUGAAGUGAAGGAUAGUUCAGAAGGUAAUGUUGCAGAGUCAUAG
Messenger RNA from Arctia plantaginis, 2031 nucleotides. The record is from the annotation of a GenBank genome assembly. NCBI's taxonomy places the organism in Eukaryota, Metazoa, Arthropoda, Insecta, Lepidoptera, Erebidae.